Molecule: messenger RNA, 6597 nt
Organism: Loxodonta africana (African savanna elephant)
Lineage: Eukaryota; Metazoa; Chordata; Mammalia; Proboscidea; Elephantidae
Gene: CFAP44
Product: cilia and flagella associated protein 44
Exons: 36
Coding region: 121-5667 (1848 amino acids)
Molecular function (GO): protein binding
Source: RefSeq, a predicted model, not a curated record
GCCUCCUGGUGCGGUGAAUACAAGAAGAUCUUCAGGGGCUGCUAGUAACUCCUGCUCUCCCUUAGACACCACCCCAGGAGGUGGACGAUUCGUACCUCUUAAUCCAAGAGCAAAGAGGCCAUGAAGGACCCAGAAGAUCAGGAUACAGAUGAGACAAAAUCAGAUAAAUCAAGGAGUGAAAGAAAAACAUCUCAGAGGUCUUCUAGAUCUGAAUCAAGACCCACAACAAGAGAUGAUUUCAUAUUUUCACAAGAUACCACAGACGAUACGUUUACAGAAGGAGAAGAAUCCUACUCAGAGGACGAAGACUUAGAUGUAGAGCAUUUGGAAGGAAGUUCAAGUUCAUUUCAGGAUGAUCAUUUGGAAAGCACUGGAGAAUCUCUGCAUGUGGAAACCCCUGUCCCACCUGCAGAAGAGGCAGAGGAGAAAGUUAAGAAGAAAAUAUCAGAUAGUUUCUUCUACGACUAUAAUGAGCUCGCAUCAAGGCCUUUUGUGACUCUGGAUUCGAACAUACCACUUCAUCUUCUCACGCUUGUACAUUCCUUCGGUUAUGACUGCACAAAGCGGGCCAACCUACAGCUUCUGGACAGCAGCACCCUGAUGUACAUAGCUGGGAACCAGUUGAUCCUCCUGGAUCUGAAAACCAAGAAACAGACCUACCUGCGAAGUAGCAGUGGUGGAGGAAUUGGUGUCGUUGGGGUUCACCCCAAUAAAACUCACUUUGCAGUAGCUGAAAAAGGAUCUUCUCCAAAUAUUAUCAUCUAUGAAUAUCCUUCUCUGAGGCCAUACAGAAUCCUUCGAGAUGGGACUGACUUGGGGUAUGCCUAUGUGGACUUUAACUAUAAUGGCACCUUGCUGGCGUCUGUUGGGUGCAGCCCUGAUUAUACAUUCACCAUCUGGUAUUGGAAAGAGGAGCAGCCCAUACUGAGGACAAAAGCUUUUUCCCAGGAAGUUUUCAAGGUUACUUUCAACCCUGAAGAUGAUGAACAGCUUACUACUUCGGGAUCAGGCCACAUCAAAUUCUGGGAGAUGGCUGUAACGUUCACGGGCCUUAAGCUGCAGGGAUAUCUGGGGCGAUUUGGCAAAACAGCCACCACUGAUGUAGAAGGCUACGUGGAGCUCCCUGACGGGCAGGUGCUCUCAGGGUCAGAGUGGGGUAAUAUGUUGCUCUGGGAAGCAGGCCUCAUCAAAGUGGAGCUCUGUCGUGCUGCCAAGAAGUCUUGCCACCAUGGCCCCAUUAACCAGAUAAUGCUGGAUGAGGGUGAAGUGAUCACUGUGGGGUCCGAUGGAUGUGUUAGGAUUUGGGAUUUUGAGACAAUAGACACUGCUGAUGCUAUUGAUGACUCUGGAUUGGUAGAGAUCGAGCCGAUGAACGAGCUUCAGGUCGGCAAGAAUGUCAAACUCCUCUCUCUGAUAAAAAUGGAUGAACCUGGAAAUAACUUUUGGUUGGCUCAGGAUGCCAGUGGUGCCAUAUGGAAGCUUGACCUUAGUUUUUCAAAUAUCACCCAGGACCCAGAAUGCCUCUUUUCCUUCCACUCUGGACCCAUCCAAGCCAUGGCCGUCUCUCCUCUCACCUACCUCAUGGCCACCACUUCCUUGGACUGCUCUGUUCGAAUCUACGAUUUUGCUAGCAAAACUGUUUUGACUCAGAUAAACUUCAAACAAGGUGGUACUGCCAUCACCUGGGUACCCCAACUGGUGAGCUACACUGGAGCACAGAUCAUUGCCGGAUUUGAAGAUGGUGUCGUUCGACUUCUUGAACUUUAUGAUCCAAAGGAGCUUGCAGUUUUCGCAGGACGAAAGAAAAUUUUGGAUGCAGAAAUUCAACUGAAACAGGUUUUCAAACCCCAUACUGCUCGCAUCACUGCUUUAGCUUUUGAACGUGAUGGAGAAGUUCUAGCCACAGGGAGUAAAGAUCAAACUGUCUUCUUCUUUGACGUGGAAAAGGAUUAUAAACCGAUAGGUUAUAUUAAUACUCCUGGACCUGUUUGCCAGUUAAUGUGGUCCUCGGCCUCUCAUCUUGAAAGUACUCUACUGAUUAUCUGUGAGAAUGGAUUUGUCCUUGAAGCUCCGCUUCCACCCAUAAGUGAGGACGAGGAGGAUCUGGAUCAUGAUGUAGUUUCCUAUGAAAUCAAAGACAUGAACCUAAAAUGUUUCCAUUUCACAAGUGUCAAGUCUAAGAUUCUGAGAUUAAUAGAAAUUGAAAAGAGGAAGAAACAAAUGGAGUUGAAGGAGAAAGAAAGGGAAAAAAGGAGGAAGCAGCUAAUAGAAGAGUUGGGAGAAGAAGGAGAAAAAAUAUUCCAGGAGGAGCAGGCAGAAGUGGAAGAGGAAGAGGAGCCGUUACCUGAAAUCUUCAUUCCACCCACCCCCUGUCAGAUCCUCUGUGGGUUUUACUCUGGACCACAGAAGUUCUGGGUUUCUUUGGGUGGCUAUGACGCUGGCUUCCUGUAUCACUGUGAGUUCCCCCCAUUUGACAAAAAUCGUGAUAUCACAGAACAGAAAGAUGAACCUUUUGAUUUCCGUUUUCUUGAGGGUACAGAGGAUAAUCCCAUCCAAUCUAUCACUUUCAGCCUUAAUCGAAUUAUGAUGUUUUGUGGAAUGGAAAACGGAGCCAUUCGAGUCUAUAUCCUAAGUCAGAAUGACUUUUCACUGACCAGUAUGGAGGAAUACUGGCAAUUCAGUAUGCAUGACAAUGAUUACGGGCAUAUUAAAAACAUCUCCACUAGCUUUGAUGAUCGUUUCUUGGUGACUGGUGGAGCAGAUAGUAAUAUCUUUGUUUUCAACAUUUUUUCUGAAUUAGCAUUAGAGAAAGAAAUCAAAGCCAAAGUGCCAUUGCCCAGGUUUGGAAUUGAAACAGAGGCAAUUCCACAAGAUAUUGAAGAUCCCAAAGCUUACAGUAUUGAGAAUGCCAGGAAAAAAAGAGAACAUGAUAAGUUAAUGAAGGAAGUGGAAAAAAUAAAGGCUGAAAAGAGGGAAAAGCUGAAAGCUUUGAGGAAUGAAUUUUUGAAACUGCUGGAAAUGAACAAAGAACUACCAAAGCAUAUGCAGCUGAAACGAACAGAUUUUGAUAUAGAUUCCAAAAUUCGUGCUGAGAUUAACAGAAAAACCGCUUAUAAAAUUCAACAAGUGGAAAAGGAAUUAGCUUGGGAAAAAGAGAAAUGUCAUCUUGGCCUAAGGAAGCUACAGAGCAGAUUUCGUGAUUCGCUGGAAAGUGAUGCUAUUGUGGUCCAUGCCAUACAAAGCAGCCACAAGAUAACCUCCUAUAGGCUUGUGAAGCCCUCCAAGUAUUCCAUGUUCAGAGGAACAAGUCAAUCAGACAGAAGAUUGAGCAAACUGGAGAGGCUUGAAAAAGAGGGAGUUGGAAAAAAGGAAAGCCAGAAAGAUACAGGUACCAUUGUUAGUGUGCCAGAAGAAUCAAUUAUUGAAAAAGGGAAGAAAUUUCGACCUAAAACCCUAAGUGAAAUUAUGGUGGAAAAUCAAAUUGAGAAAACGAGGAAGGUUAUACUAAAAGCUGAAAGGGCCCAACAAAAGAUUCUGCAGCGGAAAAAAGAAUGGGAGGAACUAUACAAGAGUAAGCCUGAUGAUGACUACGAGGAUCCCAAGGAUGUUCAGGCCAUCAAAGAGGCCCAGAUGCACAUGGGAGACUUCAACCUGAAGACAGCCCCAGACUACAAAAUACCUGAGCACAUGAGAAUAAAUGCUGCCAAGAAGGAGGAGGAAUUGGGGAUCCUAGACACACUGGCCCAUGGAAAGAAAAUGCACAUGAACAAGUGUAUCCUCUCUCUUCGAGACCUUAAAGUGGCUGUCAUUGAGGAAAUACAGUGCCUAGUACAAGAACUGAAGAACAUUCAGUCAACUCUUCAUGUAUCUAAACACAUCCCAAUUCCUCAGAUCCCUCAGAUACACCCCGAAGAAGUUCCAGAAAAGAGAUUUCAGUACGAUGAGGAAACUCUCCUAGCUUUCAAUCGACAGAAGAUGAAAGCUCAGGAUGAGACGUCCCCCCAGGUGGAACAGAUAGAAUCUGGAGGUACCAGUGGAGGAUUCCUCAGAAUCUCUUCUGGAAAGGAUGUGGAUUUGACCACACGAGAUUCCUUGUCUAGAUCCUCACGGGCAUCCACAUACAGUCUAGAUCUUCCACGGUUAUCAGAAUUUGAAAAAACAGAGCUGACAGAUACGGAGCUGGAGAUUAUGAAGAGGGAUGAGAUUAAACACUUACACAUGCAACAGUAUUUGACCAACAGGAUCAAAGAACUGAUUGUCACUUUUGAUGCAGAGCUCCGUAUCCUGAGACAUCAGAAAUUGAAACUAGAUACUCAAAUGAAGUUAUCUGACCUGCACCAUGUCACAUUAUUUCAAGAAAUGCUUCUCCUCAAGAAUUUUGAAAAACAGGAGAACAUUCUUCAAGAGCGUGUUAACUCAUUAGACAAAGAGGAACAGGACAUGCAAUGGAAAAUAAGUGAGACUCUUACAGAGAUGGAAGAGAAGAAGAAUGAAGUCACCAAGCUGCAGGAGCAGGAAAAGGCACUCUAUGCUGGCUUCCAAGCAGCCCUUGGAGAAAACAAUAAAUUUGCCAACUUCCUCAUGAAGGUCCUGAAGAAGAAGAUGAAGCGGGUGAAGAAAAAGGAGAUUGAAGGAGAUUUAGAUGAAGAGGAGGAUAGUGAUGAAUCAAGUGAAGAUGAGUCCAGCUUGGAGAGUGACGAGGAUGAGUCUGGAUCUGAAGAUGAGGUUUUUGACGAUUCCAUCUGCCCAACGAAUUGUGAUGCGUCUCUUUUUGAACUGGCCCUUCAACUUCGAGAGAAAAGGCUGGACAUUGAGGAGGCCUUAGUUGAAGAAAAGAAACUUAUUGAUAACCUGAAGAAGGAAUAUGAUACAUUGUCCAAAAAAGUAAAAGUUGUGGCAAAUAACCUGAAUACAGCAGAGGGAGCCCUGGAGGCAUAUCAACGUGAGAAGCAGCAGCGGCUGAAUGAACUACUGGUCGUGAUUCCACUGAAGCUCCAUCAGAUAGAAUAUGUGGUAUUUGGAGAAAUACCUGGUGACCUUUCUGGUACUUUGGUAUUUUCUAACCGCUCCCUGGGACGGCUACAAGAAAGAAUCUUACAACUCCACCAGGAAAAUGUCCAGCAGCAAAAACUAAACAAAGAAUGCCGGGAGAGGCGAAAAAUGCUUAUCAGAGAGAAGAGAGAGAUGACCAAAACCAUACACAAAAUGGAAGAAACAGUUCGUCAACUAAUGAUCAGAAAGUUUGGCCGUGUUAUAGACCUAGAAGCCCUUCAGACACUAUCUGUUAAUACAACCCUCGAAGAACUAAAGAUCAAAAAACUUAGAAAAGAGCUAUCGAAUGCAAAGGAAAUGAAGAUGUGGGAGGAAAAGAUUGCUCAAAUGCGAUGGGAGCUGAUGAUGAAGACAAAAGAGCACACCAAAAAGCUUCAUCAAAUGAACGAUUUGUGUAUUGAAAAGAAGAAACUUGACUCUCGAUUGAAUACACUACAGAACCAGCAGGGCAAUGCCUUCCAGGGCCCUCGGAAAGCGGAUAUUGUGGCAAAAGAGAAGGUCACUGAGUUGAUCCAAGUCCAGGCGGAAAGGAUUUUAGCCUUGAAGGAAGAGAUUGCUCUUUUGCGUAAAAAAGGAGGUCUCAUCCUCCCACCCAUUCAUCCUCCACAAGAAUGAAACAAAGCCCGGGACCUCUAAGUUUGCUUUUUCCUCAAAUCUGUCUGAUAUUUUGCUGAGAUACAUAAUUCACUAGAAGCUCUGUUUCCUUGACGCCUGCAGCAGUCUUAUUAUUUUUAAAUGAACUUAUCUCAAGUUCUAAAACCAGAUUCGGUCCUGUAGUUUUAAUAAUUUUCCCCCAAUUUGGCUCUCUUAGAAAUGACUACAGCACGCAACAUCUACUUAUCAUUGAACAGAGCCACUGUAGGUAUGUUCGGGAUCUACUCGAUGAAAUAUAAAGUCUCAGAAAACUAGAUGUCAAAAUGUAGAAAACAUCUGUAAUAUAUUCUGCUUUAGGAAAGUUCAUUUUUCAGUUAUCUAAAUUUUUAGCCAUUGGCAUGAAAAACUGUCAUUCAGCAAUCCAUGAAAAAGGUUCCUUUUCAAGUGUUCAAUCCUUGGAAAAUAAACUUUGAUGUAUUUAAAUAUUCUCUGAGAAGACACAAGAGGAGAAAAAAGGGAAACUUUUAUGCCACAGUGUCUUAAAACAAGGAAUGCAAAUCUGAGUUUUGACAUUGUUGGUUUUAUAAAGCUGUCAUUUGAGGGCUCGGGAUUCAGGACACGUAGACAAGCAUAGCAGAGUAGUUUGCUUUCGCUGGCCUUGGGUUGGCAGAAAGCAGGAAAAUAACCAGCUUCCUGAAUCACACGGAGUUUUAGCAAACUCUCCACUGAGGCAUUUGCUGGGUCAGAUAUAGUUAGACCAGGAAGCAAUGAAAUAGAUUUGUACAACUCAGAGAUCACCUGUAGCAAUCACUUUUGAUUACGCAUAACAUUUAAAACUAAAAACCAGCUUAAGGUUAAUCUUUUGGGAUAUGUGCUCGUUGAAAUCCACGGCUGGAACCAUUUGAGAGUGAGCUCACUGACAUUUGGACUCCUGUUAGUAAUACAAGAUUG